Molecule: messenger RNA, 993 nt
Organism: Trichosurus vulpecula (common brushtail)
Lineage: Eukaryota; Metazoa; Chordata; Mammalia; Diprotodontia; Phalangeridae
Gene: RNF148
Product: ring finger protein 148
Exons: 2
Coding region: 1-993 (330 amino acids)
Cellular component (GO): cytoplasm; nucleoplasm
Source: RefSeq, a predicted model, not a curated record
AUGGCCAACUUGAUUGUAAGUAAACAGGCAGAUUUACUUGACAGAAUGGCAGUAAAUCAGCCUAACCAGGCAAAUGGAGGAAUGAGGCUAUUUAGGACAAAUUCUUGGAAACGAAGUUUUGCAUCUUCUUGGCUACUGAGGUUCAGCAUCUUCUUACUCCUUAGCCUUCCUGACUCAGAAGGAAAAGCUAUAUGGACUGCCCACUUGAACAUAACAUUUCAGGUGGGAAAUCGCAUCAUAUCAGAGUUAGGGGAAACUGGAGUAUUUGGAAAUCAUUCUCCUCUGGAAAAGGUGGCUGGUGCAGUGGUACUUCCUGGGGGUUGGAAUCAGAAUGCUUGUAACCCCAUGACCAAUUUCAGCAGACCUGAUCUGACAGAAUCCUGGCUGGCCCUCAUUGAACGGGGAGGCUGUACCUUUACGCACAAGAUAAAGGUGGCUGCUGAGAAGGGGGCAAAUGGAGUGAUUAUCUAUAACUAUCCAGGCACUGGCAACAAGGUUUUUCCUAUGUCUCACCAAGGAACAGGAAAUGUUGUCGCAGUGAUGAUAGGCAACCUGAAAGGCAUGGAGCUUUAUCAUUUGAUUCAGAAGGGAGUCCAUGUGACAAUUAUAAUUGAAGUAGGGAGAAGACACAUACCUUGGUUAAAUCAUUCUAUCAUGUCCCUAUUUACCUUUAUGGCUGCCACUGUUGCCGGCUUCUUUUUAUAUUGUGCCCGGAGGCCCAGAAUGCCCAGCGCUGCCACCAGGAGACGCCGUCAGAUAAAAGCAGAAGUCAGAAAAGCAAUUGGAGAGUUGGAACUACGUGUGUUAAAAGAAGGGGACAAAGAAGUCGAUCCCAGUGGAGACAGCUGUGUUGUGUGCUUUGACACGUACAAACCCAAGGAUACAGUGCGCAUUUUAACUUGCAAGCAUUUUUUCCACAAGGCAUGCAUUGAUCCUUGGCUCUUAGCCCAUAGGACAUGCCCCAUGUGCAAAUGUGACAUUCUUAAAGUAUAA